Molecule: messenger RNA, 4610 nt
Organism: Phycodurus eques (leafy seadragon)
Lineage: Eukaryota; Metazoa; Chordata; Actinopteri; Syngnathiformes; Syngnathidae
Gene: calcrla
Product: calcitonin receptor-like a
Exons: 13
Coding region: 209-1645 (478 amino acids)
Biological process (GO): cell surface receptor signaling pathway; adenylate cyclase-activating G protein-coupled receptor signaling pathway; angiogenesis
Cellular component (GO): plasma membrane
Molecular function (GO): calcitonin gene-related peptide receptor activity; calcitonin receptor activity; adrenomedullin receptor activity
Source: RefSeq, a predicted model, not a curated record
GCUGCUUCCCAACGCCAACCUGACAGCAGCGGCGGCGGCGGCGGCUUAAUCUUACUUUGCAUCGCUCACCGUGUGAGCGUGUGUGUGUGCGCAUUCUAUUCUCUUUGCUGCGACGACACCCGAGACUUGGACACCGAUUUUACAACGAGAUCCACUUUGGACGGAGCCUUCCCGAUCUGCAGCUUUUAAAUCUUCAAACAGCAUCAAAAUGGCCAACAGGAAGAUGGAGCGCAUCGGGAGGAAUGGACUAGUGGCACUUAUGCUAAUGUGUUCUCUUACUAAGAUAUGUGUGAAGGCAAGCCUCGAGGUCAAUGAAACUCAGCAGCACAAUCCAACCAACGUGUAUCACGACAUGGGAAUCACCCGGAACAAGAUAGUCACAGCACAGUUUGAGUGCUACCAAAAGAUCAUGAAGGACAACCCUUCCGACAGACUAGAGCCCAUGUGUAAUCGCACAUGGGACGGUUGGUUGUGUUGGGAUGACACCAAGGCAGGCAUCACCUCAGAACAACACUGCCCUGACUACUUCCAGGAUUUUGACCCUUCAGAGAUGGUUACAAAGAUCUGCACUGACAGUGGUCAGUGGUUCCUGCAUCCUGAGAGUAACCGCACAUGGACCAACUACACACGCUGCAAUGAACACACCAGCGAAGGCAGAGUGACAGCAAUGAAUCUUUUCUACUUGGCUCUCAUAGGACAUGGACUGUCCCUGACCUCCCUCUUCGUCUCUCUUGGAAUAUUCUUCCAUUUCAAGAGUUUAAGUUGUCAGAGGAUCACGCUUCAUAAAAACCUCUUCUUCUCUUUUGUACUCAACUCUGUGAUCACUAUCAUUUGGUUGACAGCAGUUGCAAACAACCAGGAACUGGUGCAGAGGAAUCCAACAAGCUGCAAAGUGUCCCAGUUCAUUCAUCUCUACCUGUUUGGUUGCAAUUACUUCUGGAUGCUGUGCGAGGGAAUUUAUUUACACACGCUCAUCGUGGUGGCGGUGUUUGCCGAGAAGCAACACCUCAUGUGGUACUAUCUCCUCGGCUGGGGGUUCCCUCUUAUUCCUGCUUCCAUCCAUGCCAUUGCAAGAAGUUACUACUACAAUGACAACUGUUGGAUCAGCUCCAAAACAUCACUACUCUAUAUUAUCCACGGCCCCAUCUGUGCAGCUCUCCUGGUCAAUUUGUUCUUUCUAUUGAACAUCGUAAGAGUGCUCAUCACCAAGCUCAAGGUGACCCAUCAAGCCGAGUCGAGCCUCUACAUGAAGGCCGUGAGAGCAACUCUCAUCCUGGUACCGCUUCUGGGCAUCCAAUAUGUCCUGCUUCCCUACAAGCCGGAGGGGCGGGUUUCCUCAGAAAUCUACGACUACAUCAUGCACAUACUGAUGCACUACCAGGGUCUGCUGGUAGCCACCAUCUUCUGCUUUUUUAAUGGAGAGGUCCAAGCAGUUUUACGGCGGCACUGGAACCAGUACAACCUCCAGUUUGGCAGCAGCAUCGGAAACCAUUCGGACGCCCUGCGCUCGGCGUCCUACACGGCUUCCUCCAUCACCGAGGUGCAAGGAUGCUACAGCAUCGACGGCCACUCGGAACACAUGAACGGCAAAGGAUGCCACGACACGGAUGCUUCCAUCCUAAAGUCGGAAAACCCCUUCGCCUGACCACGAGGUGUCUUCCGACUCAACCCUAGGCAGCUUUGGUACUACGUCACCACCAGCUUCCAACCACUGAGACUGGACUGUUCAGGGUUGAAGGAAAAAGACUACAUACAACUCACCAUUCUGUCACAUUGACAUGGGCCCAUUAAUUGUCAUGAUAAAUGUGAUUUAUAGAAGGCCUUUUAUUACAGUGCAGUACAAUGAAUGCUUUUGAUCUGGUUAGUGCCAAAUUGGCAAGUCCUUGCCUGUGUCAUUCAUUAGGCCCUGGAGUCUGAAGGCCCUCCUGGAAUUGUUGUUUAUCUUUGUCUUUUAUCUGCCUUCUUCCUUCUAAAUUUGUUUUUAAGGUGUGAAAGUUAGAACAAAAUUAGCCCCCAACACCAGUUUCACAGAUCAACACGAAACUGGCUGGACUGUCACUAUUAUAACAGGACACAUGAAAAAGUCUCAAGAACCCAUGCAUGAAAUUAAAUUGUCGUUUUUGGUGUGAAUCGGCCAUGUGAAUCCUACGAGGGAAUGUACCUAAAUAAACCCCAGUUGGAACUGACUAUCCUAUAAGAUGAGUGACGAUAAAUUGAAGUCAGGCGAGUGUACCAGUACACCAUGAGUGAUCUUCGAUAUAUACGUUCUUGCCAACAGCACAUCAAUGAGUGUAACAUUUGUUCUAUACAGCAGCUAUAUUCCUUUCCUUUAGAUUUUAACAAGUGGAACAUACAGUAUUUUACCCAAAUGAGCCCCAAUUGGAAGUAGUAUCCUACACACAUGGGCGAUGCCAUAUAACAUGGUGUCAAAGUUUUAUCAUCGUUUCAAGGAUGCACCAAGAAUAUGGAAUUUAGCUUUAUUAUUUUCCCCAUAAAUAACACAGAACAGUUGUUUCAUGUAAUAAUAUAUUCAUAUUAUAUCAUGUAUUUCAUAUUAAUUUAUCCAUUGGUAUUCUUGUUGAUAAAAGUAAUUACUGUAUUUAUUUGUGCUGUUGAUAAGCUUACUUUUUAGUUCAUCAAGUAAUACAGUGUACUUACUGUAUUAGCUUUGGCAACUUAACAACUAACAGCAACUUUUGUCGUUGUUUUAGAUUUAAGAGAGAAUUGGUUCAGAAGCAGAAUUUAUUACACUUUUUCAAGUAAACAGUGUCGUAUGUGCUCUGCCUUGGCCAGACACACUGGUGGUAUUGGUAUAUGGAAGUAGGCUGGGGACACAUGAAAAUUGUGAAAUCUUUUUUUCGACGUAGCGGUAAUUAUCGUUUUUUAUUAUCGCAGUGCUUUUUUUUUUUAUCAUAUUCAUUCGAGAACAGCAACUUCAAACACUGGAAAGAGAGAAAAAUGUGCCGCAGAAAUCAUAUUUUAGUUGAUGCUCGUAGGACUCGCAACAUUUGAAUGCACAAAAGUUUGUUACUGUUACUGUUGAACACCACUACAGUGCCAUAUGAUUAUCUAUAAAAUGAUGCAGUAUUAACAUUUUUUUGUAUAUUGCUUGCCAUAUAUUGGAGAUUGACUUUUUUCCCAUUAUGUGUAUACCCUCUGGCAGAGUGAAACACGUGAAGGAGGUUGAUUUUGAAACAUCACAUACAGUUGAGUUGUUCCAAUUACUAAAUUGAAUUGGAACAUUCAACAACACUUUCCAUAUAUAUUAUCCAUGAUGCCACGAUAAAAAAAAAAAAAAAAAAAAGAGCAGGUGUAAAUACGCUAAAUAGAGAGAACACGAGUGAGAACCGUGUGUGGGCAUGGUUUAUAUUUACAAUAUUUACGAGUGCAAUAUACUCCGAAGCCUUUAAGUGUGGAGUAUUAUGUGACACUGUGUGAGACGUUGGUAGAUCAACCAAAAAAAGAAGAAGUGAUAGACAAGGGCAACCGCUGUAUUAUUUACCGCCAUGCUUUAUGAGGUUCUCACAUAAUUUCUAUUGAAUGUGGGGAGAAUCACCAUAGGUUCUCCGUGGGCCGCCAUAUUGUCAGCGAACAUGCUGUAUGUGUAUUUUGUAGAUAGUUUCUUCAACCUCCCACUGUGAGAGUAAAACUCAAACAAUAUUUCAUUUUUAUAUUGGACACAAUUUCCAUCUGCGAAAGCACCAGACGUUCUGACCACUACCACCAAACCCUACCCCACCGGCAUCUUCACAGUAAGCUAAACAGUAUUUUUUUUAAGUUUUAGUGAUUGUCGGCAAACAGGAAUAAAUACAUGCACACAUGAAAGAGAAUGUAUGCGAUCGCGAAAGCAACUCAAGACUUUUGGAAGGCAAGUAAUUUGGCGAAGCCAGUGAACUGAUCUAAACCCAAUUAAGCAUGCAAAACAAUUAAAGGUGAUAGUCUUCAAAUUUAAAAAGUCUGUCACUGUCCAAAUACAAUGCAGAUUAUUUUUAUACGAUAAGCUCUGCCACCCAUAGGAUGAAAUUGCAAUGGUUGCAAGAUGUUACAUUUCCAUUGACAGAUGAUGGAGGGUUGGAAUUUACCAGGUGUUGAUAUAUCAUAAUGGUCUUAGGAAAAUAUCACAACCAUGGUGACUCCAUUGUGUAUUUAUGUACAGUUUUACUUCUUUUUAUGAUGCUAAAAAGAAGUUGAGAAGUCCCAGUGAUGCUACAACGAGGUUGUGAAGUCCCAGUGACCCUUGUGGUAUCACGGUGUAACGUAGUAUGACAAAAGCAUUUGGGACGAUGUUUGUCGUUUAUGUUUAUACUGUACUGUAUUCUACUUUGGUAGUCUUAAGUGACACCACUCUGCUGUUUGAAUGUAAUUGUUGGCAGAUUCUGUGAUGUGAAAAAACAUCGAUUUACAUACAAUGUCUAUUUUUUAUUAUUAUUCCACUGAACUGAACAAUGUUGCUAUAGUGUAUUUAUCUUCAUACAACAGUAUAGCACAGCACUUGUUUGUUGUUCAUAGCUUAUUUUAGUAUGUUUUUGUUUAUUUCUUUAGUUCAUUGUGAAUGAAUAUAACUCACCACAAUUUUCUUACACUGACCUAAUAAAGGUAACUACAAUAUU